ACUGGAUUCAGAUGCAGUCAACGGUUCGAGGAGAACGCUUUUCGCGCUCUUUCGUCCGCAGGAGCGGUCGUUUUUGCGUAAAAGAUUAUCAAAAAAGUGUCAGAUUCGUGAAUACCUGUACUUAUAUAGAAAUACUGUAAGUCAUUCGAAAAGUAAGAACGUAAAUACCAAUCGGAAUUGUGUGACAGUCAUAAGAAAGUAGUGAUCACGAAACCUUCCCGCCAAGGAUAACCUAUCGAGCUGAACGAGCGAACCAAUAAUACACCUACGUUCAUCGUUACACAACUGCUUAAUUCAAGAAGAUACAGUCAUCGACAUAAACUACAUCACUAUAAAAUAUAAUAUUUGUACCAUUCUUAAACUGCAAGUAAGUCUUGAAAUAGUAUUAUACAUUCCACUGCAACCGAUCAUCAAGGAAGAAAAUAGGCGGAACCCAAGAUAAAAGUAACUCGUAAGACUGACUAUCGUAUUAAGGAUUAACUCGUAAACAAUAAAUAUUAAAUAAUUGUGUGCCUGAUAAAUCCUUCGUGGAGAUAAUCUACAUAAAGAAUUAACGCAAUUCAACAUUGUUUCUCUACGUGUUUACGACCGCGUCAUCUUCGUGUGUGUUCGGGAAUCUUCGGUUGGUUUUGACAUUUCGUUGCAUCAGCCGUUACACGCUGCGCGAGUCUCUUUGUUCAACACGCUAUAGUACAAACUUUCUUCUCUAUACAUGUACUUCUGUGAUAUUUGUGGCUCUCUAGGGACUUAUUUCAACCGAUCAAUACUCGGCUAGCCAUUUGGGCCAUUCUUGUAGUGUGACUAUUAUUCUCAGUCAGACUACAGAUCCGCAGUGUCGUUUGGGGUCACUUCUGUCAUUGUAGUCAGGUACUGGUCACACGUUGCAGGAAUGGAUACAUCGGGCUCGCCAGUACCGGAUGCAAUCCACCCCCUUGUCGAACAAUUGCAAGAAGCUCUUGUCCUCGAGGUCAAAUAUCAACCUGACCUUCAACUACCCCUUACUACCCAAAAUGAUGAGAUUACAAUCGGUGCUCGAGAUGGCUCUGCACAUGUGCUGCGUUGUCUUAAAGUUUGGUAUGAUCUACCAUCGGACGUGUUUUUCAUCGCCAUAAAUCUGAUGGACCGUUUCCUCACAAAGAUGAAGGCCAGACCAAAACACAUGGCCUGCAUUAGCGUUUCCUCUUUUCACAUAGCCGCCGUCCAAAUGGCUCAAUCGCUGGAUGCUGAUCAUCUAGUAUCCAUUUCUCAGUGUAAAUGCACUGGUGGUGACUUAAAACGCAUGUCCGAGGUGAUUCGCAAUAAGUUGGAAUGGGCACCUGGUACACAGCCUAUCACAGCUCUAACGUUCCUUCGUUUAUUCAAUGUCAUGUUCCAUGAGGCUGCAUCACAGCUUGGCCUUGGUGAUCUUUACACCAGCAUAGUUACGGAGUCUGAACUUUUACUUAGACUUGAAAUGGUCGCCUGCGAUGGAAACUGUGCAACUCUAAGGCCAUCUGAAGUGGCGUUAGUUUUAUUAUGCACGUACUUGGACGCUGCUGUGAAUCGUCUGGAUUCUAAUGCAGAUGCUACCAUGUCUUCUGUAGCAAUCGCUGGACCAUCUUCAUUGGCUACUCCUCCUACGCCUGCUCAUCAAAUGCUCAGACUCGUGGAAUUUGCUGCAGAGCUACAAAAGAUUUGCAAGAUUCCAGACGAAAGCUUUUAUUCCACCCAUGAUGCCGUUGGUGCAAUAUUGAGCAAGUACAAUGCUCAAGAACAGACACCCCAUAGACAGAGACUUGUAUGGAGAUUAUCUUCGCGUACUGCUCGCCUUUUACGUCCCACCGACAAGUUUACCUCUGUUUUGCCUGUUAUUGCUGAACAUGCUCCGGUUCCUUCACCUAGCAGAAUCAGAAAAAGUCGAAAGUUUGCUCGCCGUCAUGGCAACAAGAGACGAUAGAUGCACAAUCAUCAAUGCAUUCAAGGUAUGGCAACGUGAGUUCAAUGUUCAUCUGGAGCAGUGAAGAUAAGAAUAUCAGUGAUUGGGAACAGAAUUUACAAGCAUCUCUUUUUAUAUCAUCCACUGGCCUGUUAGAUAUCAAUCGCUAGCAUUAAACCAUAGUAACUCAUUUCUUGCAUCAAUCAUUUUCAAUGAUGUUUUCGAUACAGCAGGUUUGAGUUAAGACUCAAUCGUGUCGAAGAACUCCUCUACCAAGUAAUGUUUGUUGUACCAAAAUUCAAAAGGCAGACGUACGUACGUUUGCAUUACCGUAUGUCAAUUCGUUCUGCUCCAUGGGUCACCGUUAAAAUGGCUUUCGUGACAUCGUUAAUUUUUAUUAUUUUUUUAUGAGUAAGAAUAAAGAAAUGAAAUGAAUGUCUGGCUUUGUGAAUGAAUAAAUGUGGGUUCUGUUAAAUUCAAAAUUUAUCAGCGAUUGUUAAGGUGCAGAAUAUGUAUACAGGAAGUAUUUGUGAAUACGUAGACUGAACUAAGAUUCUGAUAAAAAUGAUCUACCAUCUAGUAGAAACAUCGGAAGGAAUAUGAUACCAAUAAAUUCUGCAAUGGUUAGCUCGUAAACCCACGUUCAUUAAACAUUUAGGUAUAUUCUAUCUCUAUAUAUAUAUUUACUAAACGCAUUAAAAGCAAAGAAAAAAUAUAUAUAAGGUAAAAAAUACAAACAAAAACAAUAUAAAAGAAAGUAGUAAAAAAAUCGAGUGCAAAAAAAUGUAAUGAAUGGAUAAAAAGUAAAAAAGAAAAUGUAGUAAACAGGUAAACUUCUUAAGGUGGCUUGACAUGGCAUAAAAUUUAGAAAGAACUUGAUGGAUUCGCAGAUCGAUGUUUUUGCUGUGAAUUAGCGGCACAUAUCCAUACGCGAUAUCGGCGUACGCAGAUUGGCCUUAAACCAAACAUUCUUUUGAUCUAAUUCGACUGGGUUACCGUUGUAAUUCUGUACUAUGUUAAAAAUUUAUGCAGCUAGAUUUCAUUUAUGUUUGGUACGUAAUGCGACGCUAAUGUGGAUAUGUGGCGCUCGUUUUAGCCCUAUAUAUUAUUAUUGAUGUAUCGUCUAUCCAACCUUAUGAGUCAAAGCUAACGACAGCGCACUCUUAGUAUGGCAAUAGUGUAAAAAAAGUGUGAAAUCAGGGCAAGUGUGCUUCCUAGAUCUUCAAACUUCAGUAAGUCGAUCUUCGCUACUCUGACUCUAUGGUAUGAAAAAUACAUAACUCGAAGAAGAAACUACCAAUAAUUUAUUUGACUUAAGAAUUUUGUGCUAAAUCGUGGAUUAUAUAUUGUAUGUAUAUGUAUAUUUUUAUAUUUAUUUCCUAAUUUAUUUGAUCUUUAUGUACUGAAUCGUGGUAGCGAAGAUCGAUAUAACAGACAGUAAACAGUGAUCGACGGAUGAGUGUCCGAGUAUAGCCAGUUUGUGCUAGUCAGAAGUCACUAUAAUUAAUCUCCCUCCUUAUUCUGUCGAUAUAUAGCAGUCCUUUCAUUCUUUAUUAUCUGUCAAAUAUAAUAAACGGUUUUGAACCGUUUACGUGAUCUUUUCCAGUUUCUUCUUCUUUUUUUAUUUUCAAUACCGCUUUAUUCCGAUCUAUAGCGACACCGUGCAUUCGAUAAUAAUAUACGAUAAAAGUAUUAUGCGAGUGACAAAUAUAAAAAAAUCGGAAUGUAAUAACGAUUAAUUCGAAUAAAAUUACAUAUCUCAGGGUAACGCUAGCGGUGUGAGAAAUGCUCUCUGAGAAAUUGUAUUGCGCCAAAAAAGCUAUGUGAGUGCGUCAUGUAGACGCAAUUUUUCACAUAAUAACUGUCUUCUACAACAUCCAUACCAAUGAUAAAAACAUAAAUAUCCAUAGCAUUUCUGAUUUAUGAUGUCACGUGUUUGUUGGGCGUUUAAAAAACAAUCUCCCCGUACCAAGGUUCUAUCAUUACCUUAUAAUGUAUUGCGUUUUCAAUCAUCACUCACAAAGUAAAUCAUUUAGGAGUCUGUGGUUAAUCGUAUUACUUAGUAUCACAAACGAAUAGUCUCAUUCAACGUUUCAUUAAUUUUGUCGUUCUCAAAAAAAAAAAAAAAUAAAUAUGAAUUAAGUGACAAACGUAUUGAUAAGCUUUAGAAUAUUACUCAGAUUUACCCAAUUAUGAACUACUGUUACUUAAAGAAGAAAAGUAAAUUUGUAAUUUUUAGACAGUUCAUUUAUUUUUGUACUUUGACAGGCAGUAGGGUACACCUGAUAAUAUAUAAUUGAAUAUUGAUAACAUUGCGCCAAUUUAUUUUUAUAAGUACGAAUCAAGUUUUACCCCAAGACUUCUCAUUAUUACGUUUUUCAUACUCAUAAUGUAACGUAUAAACAUAAAUCAUCGUUCUUCAACAAUUUCUCAAACAUCUUUCAUUAUCUAGAAAAGAAAUAUGCGCAGAUUUUGUGGCAUGCUCCAUACGGCUAUGAACAAAAUUUAUACAACGUUGAUUAAAAGAACUUUUGAAAUUACAUUGUAAUCGAAUCAUUUUAAUAUCCUAUGGCGGCAUUGCUUAAGCAAUGAUACCUGUCACUAUCGUCGUGAAAAAAAAAAAUUCUAAAUAAAUUCUGUUAUGAACCCGAAUUUGUUUUUUUAUGCGCUCAACCAGUAUCGUUUAAAGAACUAAAGUUAAUUUUGAAAAUAAUGCUUGCUUCAGAUGUUGGUAUAGACCGUUGUCGGAGUACAGAAAAAUAACAUUUAUCGCUAUUGCAACCGAUAUGACACAUGGCAUAUCACUCGUUAUAAUCAUUGUCGCUGUUAGCCUUAACUUUUUUUUCGUAAAAAACGUUUCUGCCUUUAGUACAUAAAAUGUUUAAGGAGACAGUUGAACGUGACUUGUUUGACUCAAUACAACAAAAUUGUACGUCGUCAAUGUUAAAACAUUUUAGAAAAUUAUAAGGAAAGUGAUAAA
Cephus cinctus (wheat stem sawfly) is the source of this 4895-nucleotide messenger RNA. It is a transcript of the gene CycG, whose product is annotated as cyclin G. Gene Ontology annotation, biological process: mitotic cell cycle phase transition; regulation of cyclin-dependent protein serine/threonine kinase activity. The coding region runs from base 890 to 1936 and encodes 348 amino acids. Gene Ontology annotation, molecular function: cyclin-dependent protein serine/threonine kinase regulator activity. The record is from RefSeq and is a predicted model, not a curated record. Lineage: Eukaryota; Metazoa; Arthropoda; Insecta; Hymenoptera; Cephidae. The transcript is spliced from 7 exons. Gene Ontology annotation, cellular component: cytoplasm; cyclin-dependent protein kinase holoenzyme complex; nucleus.